Molossus molossus (Pallas's mastiff bat) is the source of this 3875-nucleotide messenger RNA. It is a transcript of the gene HSPA4L, whose product is annotated as heat shock protein family A (Hsp70) member 4 like. Gene Ontology annotation, molecular function: ATP-dependent protein folding chaperone; ATP binding. Lineage: Eukaryota; Metazoa; Chordata; Mammalia; Chiroptera; Molossidae. Bases 223 to 2742 code for a protein of 839 amino acids. Gene Ontology annotation, cellular component: nucleus; cytosol. The record is from RefSeq and is a predicted model, not a curated record. Gene Ontology annotation, biological process: protein folding. The transcript is spliced from 19 exons.
UGGAGGCGGCCGAACCGCAGUGGAGAGACCCGGGCGGCUGCGGCGCGGCGGCCUCCACCUCUCCGCGGUUGCCCGGCGCUGCCCUACAUUGGACACGUAGCGACUGCGGGUCACCUCUCCUUUGCUUCUCGCAGGAGUCGCGUUCCCAGGAGCAACAGCUCAGAAGACGCGGUCGGCGCACAGGAGGCUCCCGCUCCCGCACCCCGACCAGUCGGCGGCGGGAUGUCUGUGGUGGGCAUUGACCUCGGCUUUCUCAACUGCUACAUCGCGGUAGCGCGGAGCGGCGGCAUCGAGACCAUCGCCAAUGAGUACAGCGACAGGUGUACCCCGGCCUGUAUAUCUUUGGGAUCGAGAACUCGAGCCAUUGGAAAUGCUGCUAAGAGCCAGAUAGUCACGAAUGUAAGAAAUACACUCCAUGGCUUCAAAAAGCUUCAUGGCCGAUCGUUCGAUGAUCCCAUUGUGCAAACUGAAAGGAUCAGGCUUCCUUACGAGCUGCAGAAGAUGCCGAACGGAAGUGCAGGAGUGAAGGUGCGGUACCUAGAAGAAGAGAGACCUUUUGCUAUUGAGCAAGUUACUGGAAUGCUGUUGGCUAAGCUUAAGGAGACUUCAGAAAAUGCUUUGAAGAAACCAGUGGCUGACUGUGUGAUUUCAAUUCCUAGCUUUUUCACUGAUGCUGAGAGAAGGUCUGUGAUGGCCGCGGCCCAGGUUGCAGGUUUAAAUUGUCUAAGAUUGAUGAAUGAAACUACUGCAGUUGCACUAGCAUAUGGAAUUUAUAAACAGGAUCUUCCACCGUUAGAUGAAAAACCAAGAAAUGUAGUAUUUAUUGACAUGGGACAUUCUGCCUACCAAGUCUCAGUUUGUGCUUUUAACAAAGGAAAACUUAAAGUCUUGGCUACUACCUUCGAUCCAUAUUUGGGUGGCAGGAACUUUGACGAGGCUUUAGUAGACUACUUCUGUGAUGAGUUCAAGACCAAAUAUAAGAUAAAUGUGAAAGAAAACUCUCGGGCCUUAUUACGUUUAUAUCAGGAAUGUGAAAAACUAAAGAAACUAAUGAGUGCAAAUGCGUCAGAUCUUCCACUGAACAUCGAGUGUUUCAUGAAUGACCUUGAUGUUUCUAGUAAAAUGAACAGGGCUCAGUUUGAACAAUUAUGUGUUUCCCUCUUUGCCAGAGUUGAACCACCAUUAAAAGCAGUGAUGGAACAAGCUAACUUACAACGUGAAGAUGUAAGUAGUAUAGAAAUUGUAGGAGGAGCAACGCGAAUUCCUGCAGUGAAGGAACAAAUCACUAAAUUCUUUCUUAAAGACAUAAGUACCACAUUAAAUGCUGAUGAAGCUGUCGCAAGAGGAUGUGCAUUACAGUGUGCGAUUCUCUCGCCCGCAUUUAAAGUGCGUGAGUUUUCCAUAACAGACACUGUUCCCUAUUCAAUCACAUUAAGAUGGAAGACCUCUUUUGAAGAUGGAACUGGGGAAUGCGAAGUAUUCUGUAAGAACCACCCAGCCCCAUUCUCAAAAGUCAUUACUUUCCACAAGAAGGAACCGUUUGAGCUAGAAGCAUUUUAUACUAAUUUACAUGAAGUGCCUUAUCCUGAUGCAAGAAUUGGGAACUUCACUAUUCAGAAUGUUUUUCCACAGUCUGAUGGCGAUAGUUCCAAAGUGAAGGUUAAAGUUCGCAUUAAUAUCCAUGGAAUCUUCAGUGUGGCUAGUGCAUCAGUAAUUGAGAAGCAGAAUAUCGAAGGGGAUCACAGCGAUGCUUCUAUGGAGACAGAGACUUCAUUUAAGGACGAAAGCAAAGAUGAUGUGGAUAAGAUGCAGGUUGACCAAGAAGAUGGUCAUCAAAAAUGCCAUGCUGAGCACACCCCAGAAGAAGAAAUUGAUCAUACAGGAACCAAAACAAAGUCAACCCCCUCGGAAAAACAAGACCGAUUAAACCAGACCACUAAAAGAGGAAAAGUCAAGAGUAUUGAUCUACCUAUCCAGAGUAGCCUGUGUAGACAGUUGGGCCAAGAUCUUCUCAAUAGCUACAUUGAAAAUGAGGGGAAAAUGAUAAUGCAAGAUAAAUUGGAGAAAGAAAGAAAUGAUGCUAAGAAUGCUGUUGAAGAAUAUGUAUAUGAUUUUAGAGACAAGCUGGGCACUGUCUAUGAAAAAUUCAUCACUCAAGAAGACUUGAAUAAACUGUCUGCAGUAUUGGGAGACACAGAAAAUUGGCUUUAUGAAGAAGGAGAGGACCAACCUAAACAAAUUUACGUGGAUAAGCUUCAAGAACUAAAGAAAUAUGGUCAGCCUAUUCAAAUGAGAUACGUGGAACAUGAAGAGAGACCAAAAGCUUUAACAGACUUGGGAAGAAAGAUCCAGCUUGUCAUGAAAGUGAUAGAAGCCUACAGAAACAAGGAUGAAAGAUAUGAUCAUUUGGAUCCUGCUGAAAUGGAAAAAGUUGAAAAAUACAUCAGUGAAGCCAUGAAUUGGCUGAACAGUAAGAUGAAUGCACAAAAUAAACUAAGUCUCACUCAAGAUCCUGUGGUGAAAGUUUCAGAAAUAGUUGCAAAGUCAAAGGAACUGGAUAAUUUCUGUAACCCCAUCAUUUACAAACCCAAACCAAAAGUAGAGAUUGCAGAAGACAAUGCAAAAGGUAAUAGUGAACACAAUGGACAGAUGGAUGGACAGAGUGGGACUGAAACUAAAUCAGAUACAACAAAAGACAGCUCACAGCAUACUAAGUCUUCUGGAGAGAUGGAAGUGGACUAAGUCUUAACUUUACCUUCACGUAAUUCAAACAGUGCAAGUAACCAUGGGGUCCAUUCUUCUUUUACAUCUGGUACACACAACAGAUGUUCAGUUGUUCUUAACCACAUUUUGUCAUUUGUUUUUUGGAGUAGUUUUGAAAAGUGUUUUAUAUUGAGUACACAUCUGUUUAUUUCCAUUGCUGCUUAUGUGAAGCUUUAGCUGAAUAUAGAUUUACAAGUCAGUUUAAGCUUUCCUAAUAUAUUUUAUAUCACAUGCAAUAUUGAUAUGUAGUUGGCAACAAUCUACCUUAUUUAAAGCUUCUACUUGGAUAAACUUCAGCUCCUUAUUCAGGAAAGGAUACUACUGUAUUGCACUAAUGUCGCAGAAGCAUAGAUAUAACUGAUCAUUAUUUUGAAAAACAGUAUUGAAAUUGAUGUGGUUUAAAGUCACUGAGGCACUGACCUUUUUCUAGUUAUUGUAUUGUUUAACUUAAAUAUUAAAACAAAUAAGAGGUUCCUCGACAAAUUAGUCCAUCUCAUUGGUGUGCCAUGAGAAUUCCAAAGCUUUGCUUCCAUCACAUAAAUGAACCAAAUUACACCUUGAAAGGGAAAAUGCACAAUUUUAUGUUAAGGUGACACCAGCAGUUUUCUUCUUUUAUUAGUAAUGUGGAUUGAUGUUUUUUUCUUAGAGUAAUUCAGUGUCAUUUUCACUUGAACUUCUGAUCUACUUGUCCUGAAGAUCUGCUGCUGCUAAAGUAAUACUAGCCUAAAGAAAAAGAAAGUACCUUCAUGUUAAGUGGAAAUGCUGUGGACCUACUCAGAAAUGCAUCUGUGAUGUUGAUAGCCUUGUUUCAGUUUUAAUUGUUGUUUUGGUUUUAUUAAUUGAUUCUAUUAAUCUUAACACAGGGUAGGGGGAAAUGGCACAAUGGAUUGCAUUAUGUACAUUUAUCACUGAAGUUCUUAAUGGUAAGAUAUAAACACUAUUAAAUAAGUGGUAAUACUUGAAAAGCACUUAUACCCUAAGUCUUAGGAAAUAAUGCUUGUAAUAAACUUAACUAUGUUACAUAUCAACAGGAAAAAUAUAGAAUGUUACAUAGUGUAAUAUGAUAUGAUGUGAUUAAAUUAUAGUUCCUGCUGUUAAAUUACCUGUUCAGA